CCGUCGACAAGCUGCAGACGGCGGCUGGCUCGGUUGCUCAGGCUGGGACACGUUAGCCUUAUCAAGUACAACUGCUUCCUUGAACUUUCGGCUCGCCACCUCUCCGAAUUAAACAAAGCAGAGAAGAUCACACCUUAAUUGAUUGAAAUGGAGACGGAUUCCGUCCAUUAGCAAAAGGAAGCAACGACCGCGGCGUCCAUGUCCUGAGGAAGCCGUCGAUGAAGCUGCGUGGCGGCUGCCGGCUGGCCCGUCUACUCCAGGUUGCACUGUACAAGUAACAACUGCUCUCCUUGCACUUCCGUUCAGCCCACUAAGCAAAAUUUAAUCAGAAUAAUGGAGACGAAUUCCCCGUCCUCCGCCGAAGAAGGAAGCGGCACCGGCGGCGGCGCCCAUGUUCUCCUCCUCGCCUUCCCGGGGGCGCAGGGCCACCUCAACCCGCUGCUGCAGUUCGGCCGCCGCCUCGCCUACCACGGCCUCCGCCCAACCUUCGUCACCACCCGCUACCUCCUCUCCACCGUCCCGCCCCCCGCGGGGCCCUUCCGCGUCGCCGCCAUCUCCGACGGCUUCGACGCCGGCGGCAUGGCCGCGUGCAGCACGGGGUUCGGGGACUACGGCCGCCGCCUGGCCGCGGCGGGCUCCGAAACCCUGGAGGCCCUCUUCCGGUCCGAGGCCGAGGCGGGGCGGUCCGUGCGCGCGCUCGUGUACGACCCCCACCUUCCGUGGGCGGCGCGCGUGGCGCGCGCCGCCGGCGUGCGGACCGCGGCCUUCUUCUCGCAGCCGUGCGCCGUGGACCUCAUCUACGGGGAGGUCUGGUCGGGCCGCGUCGGCCUGCCGAUCAAGGACGGGAGCGCUUUGCGGGGGUUGCUGAGCUUAGAGCUCGAGCCGGAGGACGUGCCGUCGUUUGUGGCGGCGCCGGACUCGUACCGGCUGUUCCUCGACGCUGUGGUGGGGCAGUUCGAAGGGCUGGAGGACGCCGACGACGUGUUUGUCAACUCAUUCCACGACCUGGAGCCCAAGGAGGCAGAUUACUUGUCAUCCACAUGGCGUGUCAAGACCAUUGGCCCGACUCUGCCAUCGUUCUACCUGGACGAUGAUAGGUUGCCAUCCAACAAGACAUAUGGGUUUGAUCUCUUUGACAGCACAGCACCCUGCAUGGCAUGGCUGGAUAGCCACCCCCCUUGCUCAGUUGUCUACGCCUCGUAUGGAACUGUCGCUGACCUGGACCAAGCCCAGUUAGAGGAGAUAGGCAAUGGAUUGUGCAAUUCUGGUAAGCGGUUCCUUUGGGUUGUCAGGUCCGUUGAUGAACAUAAGUUAUCAGAAGAGCUCCGUGGCAAAUGCAACGAGAUGGGCCUGAUAGUUUCAUGGUGCCCCCAGCUUGAGGUUUUAUCUCACAAAGCCACAGUUUCGAGCUAUAAGACAAUGCCAAUUAUUUUCUUGAGGGAAGGUUUUGACAAGGUAACAUUUACAAUAUGAAUAAAUGAUUGGAAACUUCCAGAUGCACUUAUGUGAUUACAAAUAUGAGCUAUGAUUGCCGAAAAUCGUAGAAGCCAUGUAGUCUGGGUAGAACCUGUCUUACUUGUUUUUACUAGUAGAACUCGAGAAGCCUGCAGGGGGACAUGUAUAAUCACGAAUUUUCUCAUGCCUUCCUUAGACUGUCUUCACCUCUUAUGUACAAAGAAAACUGUAGGGGAAACCCCGUCAGUAUAGGUAGGAACCUAAAUUUGCAUCCGUAGGGACUUGAACCCGGGUGGUGGGGUUGUACAUCCACUCCCACUUGUGUUCUCUUAACUUAAUAUACUGCUGACCUUGGAGAAAUGGUUUGUAAUGAAAUGUUAACUGGAUCCUACGCACAAUGCCAUACUGCCCUGGCUCCUAAUAUUUGGUACUACAGCAUAGGUAAACACUGGAGCUCUGUCUCCUUAAUUUCAAAAGAUAUAUAUUCUGCACCCAGUGAAGUAAUGGGCAGCUUAUAGUGAUGUAGUCAAAGCUGUAGCAGCGUAUGUCUUAAAUCCAUUUCUUUCUGACAUACAAACUGUAAAAGAGGUGUAUAUCCUGCAUAUUUUGUAGUGAACAUAUUGAGUGAGCCUUUCUGAAUAACUAAGAUAUAAGUAGAGAUGAUAGAUAUCUCGCUUCUGGUUUCAU
Messenger RNA from Brachypodium distachyon (stiff brome), 2142 nucleotides. RefSeq names its product UDP-glycosyltransferase 79. The record is from RefSeq and is a predicted model, not a curated record. The transcript has 3 exons. Gene Ontology annotation, molecular function: UDP-glycosyltransferase activity. Bases 334 to 1473 code for a protein of 379 amino acids. NCBI's taxonomy places the organism in Eukaryota, Viridiplantae, Streptophyta, Magnoliopsida, Poales, Poaceae.